Messenger RNA from Momordica charantia (bitter melon), 3207 nucleotides. Its product is annotated as glycoside hydrolase family 2 protein. The record is from RefSeq and is a predicted model, not a curated record. Gene Ontology annotation, molecular function: hydrolase activity, hydrolyzing O-glycosyl compounds. Gene Ontology annotation, biological process: carbohydrate metabolic process. Lineage: Eukaryota; Viridiplantae; Streptophyta; Magnoliopsida; Cucurbitales; Cucurbitaceae.
AUAUUUGUUGCUCCACAAAAAACUAAACAGAAGAAAAAGGAAGUGGUGUCUCUAUCACCGCGACCACCGACAAUAUGUAGCUCCAUUUUGAGAAAGUCGUGGCUUGGUCUUGGGUUUUCUUUCAAUUUCUCUGCGCUGCUAUCAAUGGCGGAAAUCGGAAAGAAGUUGAAGCUCAAUUCCGGCUGGCUUGCCGCGAGAUCGACCGAGAUCGAGCUCACUGGGACUCAGCUUACAACUACUCAUCCUCCCUCGAUCGGUCCUUCUUCGCCAUGGAUGGAGGCCGCACUCCCCGGAACUGUACUGGGGACUUUGGUGAAGAACAAAGUUAUUCCUGAUCCUUUCUAUGGAUUAGAAAAUGAAACUAUAAUUGAUAUAGCUGAUUCUGGGAGAGAGUACUACACAUUCUGGUUCUUCACAACUUUUCAAUGUAAACUGUCAGAAUCUCAGCACUUGGACCUGAAUUUCCGCGCUAUAAAUUACUCUGCAGAUGUGUACAUAAAUGGUCACAAAAGUGUCCUGCCAAAAGGGAUGUUUAGAAGGCAUUCUCUUGAUGUCUCUGAAGUUUUGCAUCCUGAUGGUACAAAUUUACUAGCUGUUCUAGUGCACCCUCCAGAUCAUCCGGGAAGAAUCCCGAUAGAGGGAGGUCAGGGCGGUGAUCAUGAGAUUGGAAAAGAUGUCGCUGCACAAUAUGUCGAGGGUUGGGAUUGGAUGGCUCCCAUAAGGGAUCGAAACACUGGCAUAUGGGAUGAAGUAUCAAUUUCUAGGACUGGGCCAGUGAGGAUUAUUGACCCUCACUUGGUAUCGACAUUUUAUGACAAUUAUGAGAGAGUUUACUUGCAUGCUACUCUGGAGUUGCAAAACAGAAGCUCUUGGGAUGCAGAUUGUUCUGUGAAAAUUCAAGUGACCACUGAACUAGAAGGUAACAUUUGCUUGGUUGAGCAUCUUCAGGCUCGGAAGGUGUCUGUUCCUGCUAGAUCAACUGUACAAUAUACAAUUCCUCAGCUCUUUUUCUACAAACCCAAUCUGUGGUGGCCGAACAGAAUGGGAAAGCAAUCGUUAUAUAAUGUUGAUAUAUCCGUAGACGUAGAUGGAUUUGGGGAGUCUGAUUCCUGGAGUCAUCAUUUCGGAUUCCGUAAAAUUGAAAGCGAUAUUGAUACUGCAACUGGUGGAAGGCUGUUCAAGGUCAAUGGCCAGCCUAUAUUUAUUCGCGGUGGCAAUUGGAUAUUGUCUGAUGGGUUACUCCGACUUUCAGAGAAACGAUAUCAUACCGACAUUAAGUUUCAUGCUGAUAUGAAUUUUAACAUGAUUCGUUGUUGGGGUGGUGGAUUGGCCGAGAGACCAGAGUUUUAUCAUUUUUGUGACAUUUACGGCUUGUUGGUGUGGCAAGAAUUUUGGAUUACUGGAGACGUCGAUGGACGUGGUGUGCCAAUAUCAAAUCCUGAUGGCCCUCUGGAUCAUGAUCUUUUCUUGCUUUGCGCGAGAGACACGGUUAAGCUUUUGAGGAACCACCCUAGUCUUGCUCUUUGGGUCGGGGGGAACGAACAAGUUCCACCACCUGAUAUCAAUGCUGCAUUGAAAGACGACUUGAAACUUCAUCCUUAUUUUCAAAUGUCGAGCAAAAGUGAGAACUGGAUGGGCAUUUCAUCGGAUCCUAGCCAAUAUCUUGAUGGUACUCGUGUUUACAUACAAGGAUCCAUGUGGGAUGGAUUUGCAGAUGGAAAGGGAAACUUCACUGAUGGUCCUUAUGAAAUCCAAUACCCCGAAAACUUUUUUAAGGAUGAUUUUUAUAAGUAUGGAUUCAAUCCCGAGGUUGGUUCUGUAGGCAUGCCCGUUGCCACUACCAUCCGAGCCAUGAUGCCUCCUGAAGGGUGGCAGAUUCCAUUGGUCACGAAACUCCCCAGUGGCUAUGUAGAAGAAGUUCCAAACCACAUUUGGGAUUACCAUAAAUACAUUCCCUAUUCUAAACCAGAUAAGGUUCAAAGUCAGAUUGAACUUUACGGUUCUCCAAAAGAUCUCGAUGAUUUUUGUUUGAAGGCUCAACUUGCUAACUAUAUCCAAUAUCGAGCUCUAAUCGAAGGCUGGAAUUGCCGUAUGUGGAAGAAGUACACGGGCUUUCUAAUCUGGAAAACGCAAAAUCCUUGGACGGGUCUAAGAGGUCAGUUCUACGAUCAUCUCCUCGACCAAACAGCAGGUUUCUUUGGGUGUCGUUGUGCUGCAGAACCUAUCCACGUCCAGCUGAAUCUUAGCACAUAUUGCAUAGAGGUUGUAAACACUACGUCGGAGGAGAUAUCUGGUGUUGCCAUUGAAGCCUCGGUGUGGGACCUCGAAGGGACGUGCCCAUAUUAUAAAGUUUUCGAGAAACUCUCCCUGCCGCCGAAGCAGACAUCGUCCAUUGUCGAGAUGGAGUAUCCCAAGUCUGAGAAUCCCAAGCCCGUCUACUUUCUUCUUCUCAAGCUGUACGAGGUCUCGAACUACGGUAUCAUAUCGAGGAACUUCUACUGGCUGCAUCAGUCUGGAGGAGAUUACAAGCUCUUGGAGCCUUACAGAGAGAGGAACAUUCCCAUUCAGGUUACAUCUCAGGUUGAUGUAACAGGAUCCACCUACGAAGUCAGAAUGAAUGUUCAGAACAAAUCAAAGAAUGCAGAAUCUUCAAGCUUAACCUACAAGAACAACUUUAUCCAUAGACACGGCAAAGGCGAUUUUGAUUCGAAUUCUGCAAUUCUUGGAAAUAAAGAACAGACCGAUGACAAACGCAGCAGUGCUGGUCUGUUUCACAGGAUCUGCCGACGUAUAGGUAUGGGAAACAGCAGUCAGAGGUCCGUUGAAACAGACGGGAAUGAUGUCGGAGUCGCCUUCUUCCUUCACUUUUCAGUUCAUGGUUCCAAAGUAGAGAGUAAAGAAGGAGAGGAUACAAGAAUUCUUCCAGUUCACUACUCAGACAACUAUUUUUCUUUGGUUCCUGGUGAGGUUAUGUCCAUCAAGAUCUCCUUUGAGGCCCCUCCUGGUGUCACCCCAAAAAUUACUCUUCAUGGUUGGAAUUUUCCUCAGGGUUUAACUAUCCUCCGUUAAUACAAUUACGGUCAACUAAGUCAACUUCCUUUCCUGCUGUCGAAGGAACCUUCAAUGGAUUUUCUAUUAAUAAAUUCGUACAGAACUAUCAACGAAUUUCCAUAAAAUCAAAGGUCUACACGAUUUUCCCAUUCAAAA